AUGGCGGCGCCGGCGCCGAAGCAGGAGGAGCUGCAGCCGCACGCCGUCAGGGACCAGCUGCCCUCCGUCUCCUACUGCCUCACAAGCCCGCCCCCAUGGCGUACGCCCUUCCUUCCACUCCCUCCUUCCUUCCCCCCGUUACCUCCCAUCUCCUCCUCCGCCCCGUCUGUCCUCGCCGCCGCCGCCUGCGCGCGUUGCUUCCUGGAUCUCUCUCGAGGGCUCACGACUGACGCCGUCUCCCUUGUUUGCAAUGCAGCGGAGGCCGUCCUCCUCGGCUUCCAGCACUACCUCGUCAUGCUCGGCACCACCGUCAUCAUCCCGACCGCGCUCGUCCCCCAGAUGGGCGGCGGCAAUGAGGAGAAGGCGCGGGUGGUGCAGACGCUGCUGUUCGUCGCUGGGAUCAACACGCUGAUCCAGAGCUUCCUCGGCACGCGCCUCCCCGCCGUCAUGGGGGCAUCCUACACCUUCGUCGCUCCCACCAUCUCCAUCAUCCUUGCCGGCCGCUACAGCGGCAUUGCCGAUCCCCACGAGAAAUUCGUGCGCAUCAUGCGGGGCACGCAAGGCGCGCUCAUUGUGGCCUCCACCCUCCAAAUCAUCAUGGGCUUCAGUGGCCUUUGGCGCAUUGUCGUCAGGAUGCUGAGCCCGCUGUCUGCUGCUCCCUUGGUCGCCCUCGUCGGAUUCGGGCUCUAUGAACUGGGGUUUCCAAGUGUUGCCAAAUGUGUAGAGAUUGGUCUUCCGCAGAUUUUACUGCUGGUGGCACUUUCUCAGUACAUACCACAUCUGGUCCCCUUGCUGAGUACUGCCUUUGAGAGGUUUGCUGUCAUAAUGUCCAUUGCCCUCAUCUGGCUUUACGCCUUCUUCCUGACGGUUGGCGGUGCCUAUAAGAAUGCUGCUCCGAAAACCCAAUUCCACUGCCGCACUGAUCGAUCUGGGCUUGUUGGGGGUGCUCCAUGGAUAAGUGUACCUUAUCCAUUUCAGUGGGGAGCACCAACCUUUGAUGCUGGUGAAGCUUUUGCUAUGAUGGCAGCUUCUUUUGUUGCUCUUGUGGAGUCCACUGGUGCAUUUAUUGCCGUUUCACGGUAUGCCAGUGCAACACCAUGCCCUCCUUCCAUCAUGAGUCGUGGCAUUGGGUGGCAGGGAGUUGGCAUUUUGCUGAGUGGCUUAUUUGGAACAGCUAAUGGAACCUCUGUAUCUGUCGAAAAUGCUGGGCUGCUUGGUUUGACACGCGUUGGUAGUAGACGUGUUGUACAAAUUUCUGCUGGAUUUAUGAUAUUCUUCUCGAUCCUUGGGAAAUUUGGAGCUGUUUUUGCAUCAAUUCCUGGCCCCAUUAUCGCAGCUAUAUAUUGUCUUCUCUUCGCAUAUGUUGGUAUGGCAGGUGUUGGGUUCCUACAGUUUUGCAACCUGAAUAGCUUCCGAACAAAAUUCAUUCUAGGAUUCUCUUUGUUCAUGGGUUUGUCGGUGCCACAGUAUUUCAAUGAAUACACUUCCGUCGCGGGCUUUGGCCCAGUACACACGCAUGCAAGAUGGUUCAAUGAUAUGAUCAACGUGGUAUUCUCCUCGAAGGCGUUUGUUGGUGGGGCGGUGGCGUAUUUUCUGGACAACACCCUGCACAGGCGAGACGGCACCGUGAGGAAGGACCGGGGGCACCAUUUCUGGGACAGGUUCAGGUCCUUCAAGACUGACCCGCGCAGCGAGGAGUUCUACUCCCUCCCAUUCAACCUCAACAAGUUCUUCCCGUCCUUCUGA
Messenger RNA from Miscanthus lutarioriparius, 1746 nucleotides. NCBI's taxonomy places the organism in Eukaryota, Viridiplantae, Streptophyta, Magnoliopsida, Poales, Poaceae. The record is from the annotation of a GenBank genome assembly.